This is a messenger RNA of Antechinus flavipes (yellow-footed antechinus), 1787 nucleotides long. RefSeq names its product N-acetyltransferase 8 (putative) (gene NAT8). Gene Ontology annotation, molecular function: N-acetyltransferase activity. The transcript has a single exon. NCBI's taxonomy places the organism in Eukaryota, Metazoa, Chordata, Mammalia, Dasyuromorphia, Dasyuridae. The record is from RefSeq and is a predicted model, not a curated record. Bases 16 to 687 code for a protein of 223 amino acids.
GACACUGAAGAACCCAUGGCUCCCUAUCAGAUCCGGAUAUACCAGGACCAAGACAGGGAGGCUGUGAUAGACAUAUUCACUAAGGGAAUACUGUAUCACGUUCCUUCUGCCUUUUUCCAUCAGCUGAAGCAGCCCAGAAGCUUCCUGCUCCUGCUGGGGGGCCCGGGGGCCCUGUUUCUUGGGUCUGGCUCUGUCCUCCUGGCCCUCCUGGCCCUCCCAGUCCUCCUGACCUUCCUGUGGCUGUUUGCUAGAUUUCCCUUCAAGAAUUACGUAGACCAUGCUUUGGACACUGAUAUGCGGGACAUCAGGAAAUCCUAUCUCAGUGAUGGACGCUCUUGUUUCUGGGUGGCGGAGUCAGAGGGGCAGGUGGUGGGCAUAGUGUGUGCCUGCCCAGUACAAAAGGGGCCUGGAGGACAGAAACACCUGGAGUUGCUCCAUUUGUCGGUGAAGUCAGAGCACCGGGGCCAGGGGAUCGCCAAAUCCCUGAUCCAGGCUGUGCUCCGAUUUGCCCAGGACCAGAGAUACGAUGCUGUGCUCCUAAGUGUCCUUAUCUUUAAUUACCCAGCUCAAAGAGCAUAUGAGCAUAUGGGCUUCUGGAAAUCACACGAAGCCUUUGAGUCCCUAAAGUGGAGGAUAAUGGCUAUUCCUUUUCUCUACUAUGAAUACUCAGUCCCUUCAUCUCCCUGAAAGCUCCCUGACCCAUCUUUGCCUUUAGCCCUUAAUAUAUUGGCCCACAAUAAUGUUCUGUGCACUAUGGGUGCCCAGAGUAUGUUUACUUCACCACCACCAUUGACUUUCUCCCCUUGUGACAAAAAAUCUUCUCUCAAAGGGAUUUAAGAUGGGUAAAGUCACAAGAUCUCAGCAUUGGACCUCAACGGCAUCCCAACUGAUCCAUUGAUAAUUGGGAAUCCAAACCCACCACAUACCUGACAAGUGGCUAUCGAUGCCUUCAAAGAGGGGAAGUGCUAAGAAGGCAAUCCCUCCACUUUGGAUGGCUCUAAUCAUUAGGAAGAUUUCAUUUAAUGCUGUUUAAUCUCCUUCUCUGUGGCUUUUUUCCUUCCCUUGCCCCUCCAUUCCUCAUUCUUGCUUUUGGGACCAAGUGGAUUCCACUUCUACCUGAAAGUAGCUACCUUCACAUGCUCAAAAUGGACUAUCCAGCCAACCUCUCCAGUCCAGUUCAAUGAACAGUUUAUUAAGUGCCUACUAUCGAGCACUGGGGAUAAAGUAAGAAAAAGAAGGACAAUCCCUACCCUCUAGUAGCAUACAACUUAAAAAGGAUGAGGAAAAAGGAAUAGGAUCUAUAUGUUCUAAAAUGUUUAAAGCAACUCUCUUUGUAGUGGAGGAGAACUGGAAGUUGCAGGGUUGUCCAUCAAUUGGAGAAGGGCAGAACGAGUUAUGGUAUAUGUUUGUGAUGUGCUUACUUUGUGAUUGUAUGUGUGAUUAUGAUUUGUGAUGUGAUUAUUGUGAUAUAAGAAACGAUGAGCUCAAUGAUUCGUAUGAAAUAAUGAAAAGUAAAAUAAGCAGAACCAAGAGAACAUUGUAUACAAUAACAGCAAUAUUGUUUUGAGAACAACUUUGAGCCAUUGAGUUAUUUUGCCUAUUAUUUUGCCAAAUGAACUAUAAAAGAUGAAGAUGCUAUCUGCAUCCAGAUAAAGAACUGAUAACUAAAUAUGCAUAUAGAAUACUUUUACAUAUGUAUACUCAUUUAUCUCUAAUGGUAGCCAUCUGUGGGGGAAGGAAUAAAAAAAGGAAUUUUACAUGAUAAUUUUAUUGUAUAUUUAAAAAGA